This is a messenger RNA of Centropristis striata (black sea bass), 6359 nucleotides long. RefSeq names its product contactin associated protein 2a (gene cntnap2a). The transcript has 26 exons. The coding region runs from base 59 to 4081 and encodes 1340 amino acids. NCBI's taxonomy places the organism in Eukaryota, Metazoa, Chordata, Actinopteri, Perciformes, Serranidae. The record is from RefSeq and is a predicted model, not a curated record.
UUUUUCUGAGUGUUUCCUCUCCCUCUCCCGUUCUGCUGCGUCCACACCGGCCGUGAAGAUGCACCGGCACCGUCCUGCCCGGGGAUUGACGUUGUUAUUGCCGGUCGCUUUGUGGAUUUUCAGCCAUGUCAACUGUGUGCACGGAGCUUUGCCAACAACCCAGAAGUGUGAUGAGGCUCUAGCCUCUCCUCUGCCUCACACAGCCUUCACCAGCUCUUCUGUCUUCUCCAACGGAUAUGCACCCGGUUAUGCCAAGCUCAACAGGAGAGGAGGUGCUGGUGGAUGGUCACCUCUGGACAGUGACCAUUACCAGUGGCUACAGGUGGACCUGGGUUCAAGAAAGCAGGUCAGUGCCAUUGCAACGCAGGGCCGCUACAGCAGCUCUGACUGGACAACACGGUACCGUCUCCUCUACAGUGACACAGGAAGGAACUGGAAACCAUAUCACCAAGACGGCAACAUUUGGGCCUUCUCUGGGAACUCCAACUCGGAGAGCUCAGUUCGCCAUGAGCUGCAGCAGGGAAUCGUGGCACGCUUCCUGCGGCUCGUCCCCCUAGACUGGAGCGAGGAGGGACGGAUCGGUCUGCGCAUAGAAGUCUACGGCUGCUCCUACUGGGCGGGUGUCAUCAACUUUGAUGGACAGGGUGUAAUAUCAUACCGUUUUAAGGUGAAGAAGAUGAAGAUCAUUAAGGAUGUGAUUGCACUGAGGUUCAAGACGUCAGAAAGCGAGGGUGUGAUUCUCCAUGGGGAGGGCCAACAGGGAGACUACAUCACCCUGGAGCUUCGCAAGGCCAAGCUGCUGCUGCAGAUAAACCUGGGCAGUAAUCAGUAUGGCUCUAUCCUGGGUCAUACCUCUGUGACUACUGGCAGCCUCUUGGAUGACAAUCACUGGCACUCAGUUGUCAUUGAACGAUACCGUCGUAAUGUUAACUUCACCUUGGACAGACACACUCAGCACUUCAGGACCAAUGGAGAGUUUGACCACCUUGAUCUGGACUAUGAGUUGAGUUUUGGGGGAAUGCCAUACAGCGGGAAGCCAGUGGGAGGAGGGAGGAAGAACUUUAAAGGCUGCAUGGAGAGCAUCAACUACAAUGGAGACAACAUUACAGACCUGGCCCGCCGAAAGAAGCUCGACACCUCAAGCUUUCGUAACCUGACCUUCUCCUGUGUGGAGACCCACACCUUCCCAGUCUUUUUCAAUGCCACCAGCUUCCUGCAGCUGCCAGGACGAGCCAAUCACGACACAAUAUCUGUUAGCUUCCAGUUUCGUACGUGGAACCCAGAUGGGCUCCUAUUCUUCAGUAAUCUUGACGAUGGCACGAUGGAGAUCGCCCUCGAGGACAGCAAAGUUGUGGUUCAUAUCAAUGUGACAACGGAGUACAGGAACAACCGGGUCGACUUAUCGUCAGGUUCGGGCCUGAACGACGGCCAAUGGCACGCAAUACGUUUGGUCGCCAAGGAGAACUUUGCCAUGCUGACGAUAGAUGGCGAGGAGGCGUCUGCUGUGCGCUCCACCUCACCUCUCAUCAUCACCACGGGAGGAACCUAUCACUUAGGAGGGUAUUUUCUCCAGACGCUGUUCCCACCCACCCAUCGUUCCUUCCAGGGCUGCAUGCAAGCAAUCUUGGUGGACGACCAACCAGCUGAUUUGCAUGCGGUGGAAAAAGGCACUAUGGGAGCUUUUGAGAACGUCAGCCUCGACAUGUGUGCAAUCAUAGAUAGGUGUAUGCCUAAUCACUGUGAACAUGGGGGCCGGUGUAAACAGACGUGGGACAGUUUCAGCUGUACCUGUGAUGGAACAGGAUACACUGGAGCCACCUGCCACACUUCUAUCUACGAACCAUCCUGUGAGGCCUAUAAGCACCUGGGCAGAUCCUCUGACACCUACUGGAUCGACCCCGACGGCAGCGGACCCCUUGGCCCAUUCAAAGUCAAUUGCAACAUGACAGAAGACAAAGUGUGGACGACAGUCAUGAACAACCUGCCACCCAAAACUGCAGUGACUGGCUCCAGUAGAGAGAGACGAACCGUCUUACAGGUUAACUACAGCGCCUCUAUGGACCAGGUGACAGCCAUCACCACCAGUGCAGAAAACUGUGAGCAGCAAAUCGCCUACAGCUGUCGGAUGUCCAGACUGCUCAACACUCCAGAUGGGGCCCCCUACACAUGGUGGGUGGGUCGGGGCAGUGAUAAGCACUUGUACUGGGGGGGCUCAGGGCCCGGCAUCCAGAAAUGUGCCUGUGGCAUCGACAGGAACUGCACUGACCCCAAGUAUGAUUGCAACUGUGAUGCAGACCACAAACAAUGGAGAGAAGACUCUGGUCUCUUAAUAAAUAAAGAACACCUGCCAGUCAGCCAGGUUGCCGUGGGUGACACCAACAGACCGGGCUCUGAGGCUAAGCUGACUGUUGGACCACUCCGUUGCCAAGGAGAUAAUAACUACUGGAACGCUGCAUCAUUCACCACUCCGUCAUCCUACCUGCACUUCGCCACCUUCCAGGGUGAGACCAGCGCUGACAUCUCCUUCUAUUUCAAGACCAGCGCACCCUACGGCGUCUUUCUGGAAAACCUGGGCAACACUGAUUUCAUCCGCUUGGAGCUCAAAUCUCCUAAAGUCAUCUCCUUCUCCUUUGAUGUUGGAAACGGACCCGUGGAGCUGACAGUACAUUCAGCCACGCCCCUCAAUGACGACCAAUGGCAUCGCGUGAUGGCCGAGCGAAACGUCAAAGAGGCAGUCCUUCAGUUGGAUCAGACAUACAGGGCGUCUCAGCUCGCUCCUGCACAAGGACACACACGGUUAGAGCUGUUCAGCCAGCUCUACGUGGGUGCUGCAGGGGGGCAGAGGGGGUUCCUGGGCUGCAUCCGAGCCCUUCGCAUGAAUGGCAUCACCCUCGACCUGGAAGAGAGAGCAAAGGUCACGCCUGGGGUCAAGCCUGGCUGCCAAGGCCACUGUACCAGUUUUGGGAUGUACUGCCAGAACGGAGGGAAGUGUGUGGAGAGGUACAACGGUUACCUGUGUGACUGCAACGACACCGCCUACGAUGGCCCGUUCUGCACCAGAGAUGUUGGGGGUUUCUUUGAGGCGGGGACACUGGUCAAGUACAACUUCAUGCCCGAAGCAGUUGCAGGAGCCAGCAGGGACACAAAGAUCCUGACGCACCAGCUGACACCACACGAAGUGAAUCUCACAAAGGAGGAAGUGGCCUUUAGUUUCAGCACCUCCAAUGCACCAGCUAUCCUGAUGUAUGUCAGCUCCAAGACACAGGAUUAUCUGGCAGUGGUUUUAAGGCAGAAUGGUUCACUACAGGUGCGGUAUAACCUGGGAGGACUGAGGGAGCCUUUUUCUAUCGAUGUGGACCAGCGUAACCUGGCCAACGGACAGCCACAUAGCAUUAACAUGUCCCGUGUCGACAGAAGCAUCACCAUCCAGUUGGAUCAUUACCCUCCAGUCAGCUACACCCUUCCUGACGCCUCCGACACACAGUUCAACCUGGUCAAGACGCUGUUCUUGGGCAAAGUCUUUGAAACUGGACACAUAGACCCAGUGCUUAUUGAGCGCUACAACACCCCGGGCUUUGUUGGGUGUCUAUCUCGGGUACAGUUCAACGGCGUCGCCCCUCUCAAGUCUGCACUGAGAACAGUUGCACAGACCCAGGCUACACCGACAAACGGUCAGACAGACAGACAACCUGCAGCCGCCACGCCGGUGUCUUACCAGGGCAAACUGGUGGAGUCCAACUGUGGGUCGUCACCUCUAACCAUCCCACCAAUGUCUGCGGCCACGGAUCCCUGGCGUCUGGACAACACAGAUGCAGAGUUCCCCUUCAAUGAGGAGAGGGUGAUUCCUGAUGGAGUCAACAGAGACUCAGCCAUCAUUGGAGGUAUCAUCGCAGUGGUGAUCUUCACUAUCUUAUGUACUCUGGUGUUCCUCAUCCGCUACAUGUUCCGUCACAAAGGAACCUACCACACCAACGAGGCCAAGGGCAGCGGGGAGUCCGCCGGAGAAUCAGCAGACACCGCCAUCAUCGGCACCGACAACCCAGAAACCAUCGACGAGUCAAAGAAGGAGUGGUUCAUCUAACAGGCCAAUGGCUGGACUUUGAGAGAAGGAAGUGAUUUGUCAGACCGCCAGGUUCCGCAGAGAUGGAGGGGGUUUAAUUCAAUGACCAAUCACAGGAGAGAUGGAGGAAAGGCCAUUCAAUAGGACAAUAAUCUCCCAGAGAGGGCGGGAAUGUGGGAAAGAUGUGUACAGAAAUCUUUUUUUGUUCGUUUGUUUGUUUUUGUUUUUUUAUAUAUCCAGAGUAUUAGAAAGAAAAGAGGGACAGUUAUGCAGCGGAGCACGGCUGUAAGAGACUGUACAUGUAUAUACUAACCGGCUUGUCCUUCUUUGUAUCGUGCUUGGGAGUUUUCAGGAGUCCUUUGAAUACUGUAUAUGACAAAUAAUUAUACAUACUGGGUCGUGUGAUAGCACAGAUUUAUUGCCAGUCUCUGUUGCAUUUUGAUUUUAUUUUUUAACAAAAAUCUUAUAUCAAAAAUGAUCAAAUCGACAUGCCAAACCCUCUUUUGUUUAUUUAUCAGGCUGUGGUUGCACCAGUCUGUCAACACUCAUAUCCGUCCAAUGACAUGCCACUUAUAUUGUGGUAAUAUAGAGUUGAAUAUGGAUGCCAAAACUCACUUUGUAAAUACAAUAUUUUAUGUUAUUUUUUCUUUUUGUCAAAAGAUUUAUUCAGAGUUCAGUACAUAAAUACUAACGAGAAGUUUCAGAUCUAUAUUCCAGUAAUAUCAUAUGUCCGUCCAUUACAUUAUAUAUGUAUUAAAUAUAGAGUUUUAUGUUUAAAUCUUAUGACAUUCGAUUGUAUGGGACAUUCCUUUCUGAGGAAGAGCAGAGAGGGGUUUCUCAGAGCAUGAUGGGAAAUCAUGACACUCCAUGGUUGGUUUAGCUCAGCACAGCAGCUUUUUUUUUCUUUAUUUUGAUCCGGUGAAACCAUUAGCCUUUACUCAUUCAGACUUGAGCAAUCCGUUUGUUUCUUUGCCAAACACUUGAGUCUUACGUCAUUUACUGAUUGACUCAAAUUUUUGCAUUAAAUGUUUGACUUUUAAGUUUAGAAAAUUUUACAUCUUAGACUGACGUUGGGCUGCGGGUUUGCAAUGCGUGCAUGAAUCUGUGCGUAUAUGUGUAGGUCAGAUGAUUAGAAUUUGUUAUAUUGGACAAAAGGCAUACCAGAAGAGUUCUAUCGAUGCACUAAACUCCAUCCAUUCAGUGGUCGAAGCAGCAUAAAACACAAAAAAUCACUGACACCUAAUAUUUGUUCAAGAUCUGGGAAAGGUUAAGAUGUAAUUGGCUUUUUAAUCCGUUGUGCCUUUAAGGUGUUGAGCCAUUGCGCCUUGCCCCAGACCACUUAACACAUACCUGCUACAAUAACUCACUGCUGCUGCAUGAAUUCUCAUUAAUCAGAGUUUUCAGGUGUCUUUAUGUUUCCUGAUUUGACUGGUGCUGUGUUCAAUUAAUAUAAAUCUCAGUCAAAGCUUGUUCUUAAAUUCAGAAUGUGUGGGUGAAAAGUUUCUCUCAAAUACUAAGUCUGACUCUUUCAGUCAUAGCUGUGUACGUUCUUCUGCAGCAGGAGAAGUUACAAUGACAUAUAGAGCUGCACGCUAUACAAUACACAACAAGUUUACACCUACCCUGUGUGACGCACAAACACAUACAAACAUGCAUGUUUGAUAGAGCAUGAGUCAAGGUUGUUCCUUCAAUUACAAGAGCAACAAGUUCAGAAUGAGGAGGCUGCUGCUUUGUCCAUAAUGAAUUGAGCUUCACUCUAACAGUGCCACUGUUGUCCAACAUACAAGAUGUACUAUGUAUAUUUUCUUACCAUGUUUUCCUAUCAUCGUUGCGUGUGUUUACCUUACCGUAGCAUUUACACAACAAUGUGUUACAGUUGAAACCAGCUGCCAACUUUGUUAUUUAGUCGUGAAUUUGCUUUCUGUAUGUCUGAGUGGUCAAAGUGUUGCCAUGACAUCCUGUUACAUGAAUGAUUUUGUACAUCAUCGUCGCCUCAUGGUUGAGUUCUAACUGUAGAUCACUUUACCACAGACACUAGGACAGCUGGUGAACUCAGCCUGCCUUCUACCGCGGCCUCAAAGAAGACUUUCUCCGUCCACGCAUCACAUCCAUGAAGGCAAACCAGUGACUUUCCUUUUUUUAUUAUUCUAUUACUCAGACUAUACAUAAACACUCACACACGCCCUUGAUAUUUGGUUUUGAACAUUACGGUGAUAAUGGAUUAUCAGAUCUAACAGACAUAACCCAUAUGUUUUGCUUUCAGUUCUAUUGAGUUCAAUAAAGAGUGUUUGAUCUUUAA